Molecule: messenger RNA, 2014 nt
Organism: Chrysoperla carnea
Lineage: Eukaryota; Metazoa; Arthropoda; Insecta; Neuroptera; Chrysopidae
Product: sugar transporter ERD6-like 6
Exons: 4
Coding region: 16-1392 (458 amino acids)
Biological process (GO): transmembrane transport
Cellular component (GO): membrane
Molecular function (GO): transmembrane transporter activity
Source: RefSeq, a predicted model, not a curated record
AAAAUUCGGUAAGAAAUGACUAUCAAUAAGAAGACAAAUAUUUAUUGGUUUUUGUAUUAUUGUGUUAUUGUUUCUGCAUUGGCUUUUACAAUAAUGGGUUUUCAAUUUGUUUGGUUCAGCCGAUAUUUAGAUAACUUAGUAGAAGAACGUGAAAUAUCAAAAUCAAAAGCAGCGUGGAUAAGUAGCAUGUUCCAUAUUGGAGUAAUUUCUAGUGCAACAAGCAUGUCAUACUUUACAAAUCGUCAAGGACGCCAACAAGCAAUGGUUUUAACGUGUGUACCACAUAUAAUGGCAACGAUUUUGUUUACUUAUGCUCAUGAACUAAUUUUUUUAUAUUUGUCACGAUUUUUAUGUGGAUUGGCAUUUGGUGUUACACAAACAGUUGUACCCGUUUACGUUAGCGAAAUAGCACAUACGAAAAAUCGCGGAGCAUGUGCAACUUGCUUAAUGGUUAUGUUAGCUCUUGGAUCGUUAAUCGCAAAUUUAUCGAUUAAAGUUCUGAAUAUACAUCGAUUUAGUUUAAUAAUAUUCUUAAUGUCGUGUAUUCAUGGUUGUGGUAUAUUUUUUGUGGAAGAAUCACCACAUUUUUAUGUAAAGAAUGGAGAAGAUCAGUUGGCACAGGAAUCACUAGAACGAUUACGUGGUUUUGAAAAUGUUACAUUAGAAUUAAUACAACUCAAAGAUAGAUGGGAAUUAGUUUCAUUAAAUCCGAAAAGUGGUGUGAAUCGAAAAACAUUUAGUAUUUUGCUACUUAUUCUAUGCGUAUCGCAAGUAGCCUAUGCCCCAAUGAACGUUUAUCGUAAACAUAUAAGUCAUAUGUCACAUUACAGUGUUCUGUCAUUGACGUCAGUGUUCGUAAUUUUUACAUCAGUAUCAGCUUACUUUGUGGAUAAAUGUAGUAGUCGAUUUGUAUUUUUGACAUCAAUGAGCGGUUCUACGGUGUGUUUGUGCUUAGAAGGUACAUAUCAUUACUUAGAAGAAAAAUAUAGCGAUUUUGAAACAAAACACGAAAGCUUACAUGUUUUGGUUGAGUUCGUUUACUUAAUUAUAUACGCUUUUGGUGUUGUAAGUUCUCCCUAUGUUUUUGUGAGUGAACAGUUUGAUAUUAAUACCCGUGAUACGGCUGGACUUAUGAUAGCACUUACGAGUGCCAUAUUUGGAUUUAUUUUUAUACAUUUGGAGGCAAUUCUGCAGACUCACGAAGCUCAUGAUAAUCAGGUUUGGGCGUGUGUUGUUAUAUUGAUUGUUUGUUGCGUUAUUGGAUACUUUGUAACACCAGAUGGAACAUCACGAAAAAGUUUUGAAGAAAUUAAAAUGGAAGGUAAAAUGGAUAAUUCAGUUCAGAGUGCGGCAAAAGUAGACGCAAUGUUCGAAGCGUACAGUAUCGUUUGAAAGAAUAUCGAAAUGAUUUUGUGUUCAAAUUUUACACCUUAUCAUAUAACGAUGGUUAGAAGACGUAAGAGGUAUGGAAGCCCUGGCAAGGAAAUACAUGUGGUGUGGAAGCCAAAAAUGGAAUGAAAAUAGCGGAAGAGGCACAAAUUAUUAUUAUUAAUACUUUAUGCGCUGGCAUCAAAGAAAUGUGCAUUUGCCAUUUUUCAGCUUAUAAUUACUGAUAUUGAAACUUGAAUAAUCCUUAAGUUAUCGGCGGGUAUUGAUUUAAAAGCAAGUUGAUUAAACAUAUAAAAAACUAGUUAAAAUUCUUCCUGGACUGUAAUAAACUAACUUGCCAAUGCUUUGUCCGCGGGCCUAACCAAAAAAUUGAUGCCUAGACAUACCACGAUUUUGAACGUUGACUUAGAUUGGAUGUGACAGGACUCUUGGGACACUUAAUUUCACUUUAACAGUUUAUUGCUAAUAUUCCGGCAUUAAUUUAUCGAAGAACAUUAAGGGAGUGCAUACAAAUUACGUUUACUAUCCGCCUCUAAAAAAAGGAACAAACAAAUAAAAUAAUUUCAACCGUUAUGGGGAACUUGCAUACUUUAUCCUCUUUGAUUAAACUUUUAGUUACGCUAAA